GGAAAUGAUUUUAACUUAAGAGCUCAGAUAUCCGAGCGACCUAGAACGCAGCAUAAGCCUCAAUGCACGUGUGGAGAAUCCAAAAACCCGGACCGGAGUUUUCUCGCGGUAUUUCCUCAGCGUAGGUCAGCUCUUGCAAAUAAUCGAUCGGGAACAGCAUCGUAACAUUCAUUGUCUGAGAACUGAAGAUGUCAGCUUUCUAUGGUGGGAAGUCUGUGGACCCGCAUCAUAAGGAUGCUUUUGUCAGAGUCCGGAAAAGGGAUUUAGAGAAAUUGACAACCGAAGUCAUGCAGCUGAGAGAGUUCCUGCCCAGAGUCCUGAGUGGUGAUCUGACAGAAAUGCUUCACAAAGCCCGAAGAGCGGAGACGAAGAAGGAACACCUUGAGCAGGAACAGAAUCAGCUGAGGCAGGAGUGCUCGCAUCUUCAGUCCCGGCUGGACGCAGCACAGAGCGAAUGUCAGAAAGAGAGAGAGGAGAAGCUGCUGAUGCGUGAGCAGCUGUGGCAGAGCGGAGCGGAGCUGCAGCAGCAGGCAGACUUCUGCUCCACCAUGGGAGCCGCGGCCUGCAGCCUGCUCUGGAGCUGCUCGUCCAGGGAGGAGACGGUGACCGCCUGGCUGGCUGACGGAAAGCUUCCCUCCUUCCUGACGGUAGCUGCACAGACUCUGGAGAGUUUCGUCAAGUCCAUGGAUGACGAGAUGAAAACCGAGGAGCCUGGUUCCCAUGAGCACCAGUUUGUGCUGGCUCUGGCUGGGACCAUCACAAACGUAGCAGCAGUGACCUGUGGGCGGGACUUCCUGUGCAGCUCAGGACACGCCCUGCUGGACACGCUGAUGAAGCUGCUGCAGCUGAUGAAGCCGGCCGUCUUCCCCAAGCUCAAAGUGUUGAUGCUGAUGGCUUUGUACAAUGUGAGCAUCAGCAUCAAAGGACUGAAGUACAUCACUGACAAUAAAGAUCUGAUUCCACUCUUCUGGACGCUGCUGGAUGCUGAGCACUGGGAGGUGAGUCUCCACUGUCUGCGCCUCCUCCAGUCGGUGUUGCUGGAGGAGGAUGUUCUGGUCCUUCUCGGCUCCUCUCUGCUGGAUCCAGACCUCCAGGAUCGGGUCAGCCGGCUCACCUCCAGCGGGCAGCCCAACCUUAGAGCCAUCGCUCAGCAGACGCUGGAGGACCUGCAGGCCCUCCAAGGCCCAGUGAGAUAGACCCAGUGGAGCUGUGCUUUCUGCAGCUUCAGUCCUCUCGUCUUCAUCUGUUCAUGUUUUUCAUUUGAGCUCCAGGUGCAAAGUGAACAGGAACUGUCGGCCUGGGAGCGUUCUUAAAGUUUAUAUGUGAAAGAGUUGAAUCAUUUUACACUGUUGUUGUUUCACUAUUAAAUUCCUUUAAUGUACAUGUAAUCAUACUGGUUUGGUUUGUUAACAUGAAGACGAUGGUUCCACUCCUCUACUGCUAACAGUCCAUCACAGAGACACAGCACAUGCACGCCUAAGGACGAUUUAGAGAGACCAGUUAACCUCAGAGGCUGUGGCAGGAGGGCAGAGUACCUGCAGAGAAUCCAUGCAUGCUAAGGGAGGCCACACAAACCUUAUGCAGCCGGAUACUAAAAGAGAAAACAUCUCCAUGUGGGGCUCUACAGGCCUCAGUUAACACGGUAAAGGUUCAGGAUGCUUCACGUAUGAACAGACUACACAGAGGGCAUCUCCUCACAAAUGAGCUUUGCAGAGUUUCAUCCUGACAGACAACAGGGAUCAGACAUCUCCUCUGAAAUGCCCCUCACCAUGUUUGGUGAGGGAAAUGUUUAGUGAAAAAGACUAUAAACCUGUCUGUAGACCAAAGUGUUCUAGAGUCAAAUGCGAGGCCAUCUGUCUGAGAGCUGAAGCUUGGCCCAGACUGGGCCCCCAACAGGACCCUGAUCCCACACACAGCUGCAGAUUUAUGUCAGAAUGGCUAAAGAGGAAAGGAAUCAGGGUGUUGCAGUGACCUAGUCAAAGUCCAGACCUCAGCUUAAUUUAAAAUGCUGGGGUUGGAAUCUGCAGAAAUAAAAACUGGCACCUUCAGAAAGCUGUAGCAAACUUUGAAAUACUGCACUCGUGAGGUCUAAUAGAAAAUGGUUCCUGAUGAAUGAAGCUGCUGAAUGAGUUAAACAGAAUUGUUCCUACAGUACUCUGUCUUGUUAUAAAUCUGACAGUGAGCUUACUGAAACAGGAGAGGACCGGAUGUUAGAAAAAUGUUGGAAUAGGUCGUAUUUACUAACCUCACCAUGAAGAGAGUCUGAUUACAGAGCCUUUAGUCCUUCUGUUGUCCGUGCAUCGCAGAGUUUAGCUGACAUUUAGGGAAUUUUUGAGAACAAACCAACAGGCGAGUUGCAUUUUGUUAAUUGUACAAGCUUUAUUGCAUGUUAUUUUAGUAUGGACAUCUUAAUAUGAGCUGAUAUUCACUGAACAUGGUCUAAACUAAAUGACAAGAUCAGACAAGAGAAAAAA
Messenger RNA from Fundulus heteroclitus (mummichog), 2474 nucleotides. RefSeq names its product heat shock transcription factor 2 binding protein. NCBI's taxonomy places the organism in Eukaryota, Metazoa, Chordata, Actinopteri, Cyprinodontiformes, Fundulidae. The transcript has 10 exons. Gene Ontology annotation, cellular component: cytosol. Bases 189 to 1196 code for a protein of 335 amino acids. The record is from RefSeq and is a predicted model, not a curated record.